GCAUGAGGGCACGCAAGCGCGCUUAUAGACCCCCGACGCUGUUGUGGAGUCCAUCCACCGCAUAUGGAGGGUUUUCAGUCCGUGAACAUACGCGAUCAGGUCCACCUCGAAUACCGAGUCAUAAUACGCAGUGCAACUCGAGUCGUCGGAUAAUUUAAUCGUGCAAGACGAACUAUAUUAUGCGGUGGGCCGAGUGCGAUCGUCGAAACUUCACGUGAAAGUGACUUGCGUUAAUUAUUCAUUAAGAAGCGAGCGUUUUCGAACGUAACGAUGGGAACUAGGAGAUUAGCCAGAUCGCGCGCUUUUGUCUGUUGUUCGAAUAUAAUUUUCUUGAUAUCAGGUUUCGUUUUGAUGUCUUUGGGAGGAUUGUUGUUAGCCGACAAUGAACGGAUUUUAUUAUCGCGUCUACUAGGACCUGGUGACAUUCACCCCGAUCAACCACUAUUUUAUUAUUUGGCUUUUGCUGUAGUUGCAUUAGGAUUUCUCAUCGCUGUCACCGGACUACUCGGAUGCUGGGCGGCGUGUCUCUUUAAUCGCUGCAUCACGAUCUCCUAUCUCUUAACAAUAAUAUUGCUGUUCUUCGGUGAAUGCACCGUGUGCGUCAUCGCUGUCUUCUGGCCUCAUAUACUGGGGAUCGACGUAAGACCGGCGCGUCUGAUACGUGCUCUGCAACGCAGUUAUGCUGUACCUGGACGUGAGCAAUUCACGGCUGCCCUCGAUCUAGCGCAAACAACAUUUGCCUGUUGCGGCAUAAACGGAAGCAGCAAUUACGGCACGUCGUGGUGGCGGCUGCAGGAAGUCGGCCGCAGAGAAUUAGUGGUACCUCUCAGUUGUUGCACCCUGAAUAACGCCAAUGAGACAAACUCCUUCCUCAACCCCAAGCCUGCCAAUCUCACUCUCUGCCAGACUCUGAACCCUGCCGAACAUCAAUACGCCCGACACACUGCGGGUUGCCUUAAGUAUAUUGAGAAGUGGAUGCAAGAUCAGGCCUUGAUCUUGUUGGCCAUCGUAUUAGCCGUUAUGCUCGUCGAAGUCAUGGCGCUCCUCAGCAUACUUCUCGCUUGCUCCCGUGAGAACAGAAGAAGUAAAUCGCAAGCGUCGACUUUCACUUCCACGCAGACUUUAAGUCCAUUCACCGAGAGCGAUCACGAUUUUAGUAUAGGCAUCGAGAACAGGAUGCAUACGGCCGGAACGACGUUCGGUGCCAAAUCAUGAAGGUGGCUGGAGGGCAGCGAAGAACGGACAGCAGUCGACGUAAAGGACGCGAGUAAGCGAGAAAUAUGCGACGAUACUAAAUAUAACGUGUUAGCGACAAGCGGGAAGAGCAUAAUCGAGGAAUGGCGAAAUCCUCCCAAAUAUUCCGAUGAUCUGCUGCGAAGCGAUCAG
Solenopsis invicta (red fire ant) is the source of this 1386-nucleotide messenger RNA. Its product is annotated as tetraspanin-9. Gene Ontology annotation, cellular component: membrane. The transcript has 6 exons. Bases 271 to 1215 code for a protein of 314 amino acids. NCBI's taxonomy places the organism in Eukaryota, Metazoa, Arthropoda, Insecta, Hymenoptera, Formicidae. The record is from RefSeq and is a predicted model, not a curated record.